AUGAGGACGUCAACUUUGGUUGCUGCUUCGGCCGGCACGGUUCUUACCGGCCUGUUGGCUUAUGCCAUUUACUUUGACCACAAGAGACAGACCGACCCCGAGUUCCGCAAAUCGUUGAAGAGAAACAACCGUCGUCUGGCGAGAGCUGUGAAGGAGGAAGUCGAGGCUCAAGGAGCCCAGGAACGGGAAUCCAUCAAGAAGUCUGUCCAGCAGGCUCAGGAUGAGGGUUUCCCGACCGACCUUGAAGAGAAGGAGGCUUAUUUCAUGGGCCAAGUUGCCCGGGGAGAGUCUCUCUGCGCUGAAGGUUCAGACAAGGUUGAAGCCGCCCUGUGCUUCUACAAGGCCCUUAAGGUUUACCCUCAACCUAAGGACCUGAUCUCCAUAUAUGACAAGACUGUCCCUAAGGAAGUCCUGGAAAUUCUGGCCGAGAUGGUUGCUAUGGAUGCGGCUUUGAAGUUGGGCACAUUCACUGGCGAAGGUGGCAGUGCUGAAUCCAGCCAUGGUGUUGAGUAA
Aspergillus pseudotamarii is the source of this 513-nucleotide messenger RNA. RefSeq names its product TOM complex receptor protein TOM20. Gene Ontology annotation, biological process: tRNA import into mitochondrion; protein import into mitochondrial matrix; protein targeting. Lineage: Eukaryota; Fungi; Ascomycota; Eurotiomycetes; Eurotiales; Aspergillaceae. The coding region runs from base 1 to 513 and encodes 170 amino acids. Gene Ontology annotation, cellular component: mitochondrial outer membrane; mitochondrial outer membrane translocase complex. The record is from RefSeq and is a predicted model, not a curated record. The transcript has 3 exons. Gene Ontology annotation, molecular function: transmembrane protein transporter activity.